AUGUCUCCAGUCGCCGUUGCCCAGCCCGUCAACCUCGAGGACUUUGUCCGCAAGGACGACCCCAAGGGAAAGAAGUUUGACGCCGUUUCGGACGCCAUUGACGACAUCAACAUCGCCAAGCUUAAGGACCAGCCCGUUGUCGAAGAAGUCGACAAUGCGUACGAUGCGUCCGAGUUUGACAGCUCCAAGGACAAGGACACGUUCCGCCAGUUUGUCGACGAGAACGAAGGCUCGCGCCGCUUCUACAUUGAGCAGCACACCAAGCAGACUGUCGACUUCAACCGCGAGGCACGCCGCAAGGCUUUUGAGAAGCCCCGUGCGAUCAUGGGUAUCUGGGAGGCCAUGGAGAUGCUCAACACCCUGGUGGACGCCAGUGACCCCGACACGGAUGCUACUCAGAUUGAGCACCUUCUCCAGACCGCCGAGGCCAUGCGCAAGGACGGCAAGCCCGAGUGGAUGCAGCUCACCGGCCUGAUCCACGACCUCGGCAAGCUCCUCUACUUCUUUGGCUCUGACGGCCAGUGGGACGUCGUGGGUGACACCUAUGUUGUCGGGUGCGAGUUCCCCACCGAGAAGAUUGUGUACAAGGACACUUUCAAGGACUGCCCCGACCUCAACCACCCAGUCUACUCGACCAAGUAUGGCAUCUACGAGCCCGGCUGUGGCCUUGAGAACCUUCUCAUCACCUGGGGCCACGACGAGUACCUCUACAUGGUUAUGAAGGAGCAGAGCAACCUGCCUCAGAGUGCUCUCAACAUGAUUCGUUACCACUCGUUCUACCCUUGGCACCGCGAGCGCGCCUACACCUACUUUGAGAACGAGGCCGACAAGCAGGCCCUCAAGGAUGUUCUCGCUUUCAACCCUUACGACCUGUACUCCAAGUCCGACUCGAAGCCGGACCCCGUCGCCCUUCGCCCAUACUACGAGAGUCUCAUUGCCAAGUACAUCCCUCACAAGAUCAAGUGGUAG
Messenger RNA from Apiotrichum porosum, 969 nucleotides. RefSeq lists its product as uncharacterized. NCBI's taxonomy places the organism in Eukaryota, Fungi, Basidiomycota, Tremellomycetes, Trichosporonales, Trichosporonaceae. Bases 1 to 969 code for a protein of 322 amino acids. Gene Ontology annotation, cellular component: cytoplasm. The record is from RefSeq and is a predicted model, not a curated record. Gene Ontology annotation, molecular function: iron ion binding; inositol oxygenase activity. The transcript has 3 exons. Gene Ontology annotation, biological process: inositol catabolic process.